Anarrhichthys ocellatus (wolf-eel) is the source of this 2897-nucleotide messenger RNA. RefSeq names its product sodium-dependent neutral amino acid transporter B(0)AT3-like. Gene Ontology annotation, biological process: nitrogen compound transport; sodium ion transmembrane transport; amino acid transport. The record is from RefSeq and is a predicted model, not a curated record. Gene Ontology annotation, cellular component: plasma membrane. Lineage: Eukaryota; Metazoa; Chordata; Actinopteri; Perciformes; Anarhichadidae. Bases 190 to 2049 code for a protein of 619 amino acids. The transcript is spliced from 12 exons.
CACUAAAGAGAGGAAGACAGAGGACGAGAGGGGAGCUCUGGACAUCACUUUGACAUAUACUGAGCUGAGAACAGUUGGUGAAUUACGGAGUAAAUAAAAAUAGAUAAUACCUGAUUGAGGUGUAUUAUUAGGAGUGUUGCAUCUUUGCAUCAUAACUGGAAUUGUGAUAAGCCUUUUUGCCAACUGAGAAUGGGCAAAACAAAAGACUCUGGAGUGGAGGAGAGACCCAAAUGGGACAACAAGGUUCAGUACAUGUUAACAUGUAUUGGCUUUGCAGUGGGUCUUGGAAACGUCUGGCGUUUUCCCUACCUAUGCCAGAUCUAUGGAGGAGGCGCAUUCCUCAUCCCGUACCUGAUAGCACUGGUGUUUGAGGGCCUCCCCCUGCUCUAUCUGGAGCUGGCUAUAGGACAGAGGCUCCGCAUGGGCAGCAUCGGUGUCUGGACCUCCAUCUCACCGCUGCUGGGUGGAGUCGGAAUUGCCUCCAUGUUGGUGUCAUUCCUGGUGGGCAUUUUCUACAACACCAUCCUUGCCUGGGUGCUCUGGUACUUCUUUCACUCUUUCCAAGACCCCCUGCCAUGGAGCCAGUGUCCACUCAAUGAUAACCUCACAGGCUAUAAUGUGGAGUGUGUGAAGAGCACUCCAUCGAACUACUUCUGGUACCGCGAGACCCUGAAUGUCACACCUGACAUCGAGACCAGCGGCUCCCUGCAUUGGUGGCUGGUCAUCUGUCUGGCUAGCGCCUGGUGUGUGGUCUACGUCUGCUUCAUCAAAGGCAUUGCUUCCAUCGGAAAGGCUGUGUAUGUGACAGCCACAUUCCCUUACCUGGUGCUGACUAUUUUCCUGAUCCGUGGACUCACUCUGCCUGGAGCAACUGAUGGACUGGUGUACCUCUUCACCCCUGAUUGGGAGAUACUGAAGAACCCUCAGGUGUGGCUGGACGCUUUCACCCAGAUCUUCUUCUCUCUCUCGUUGGCCUUUGGAGGUCUCAUAGCUUUCUCCAGCUAUAACCCAGAGAGAAACAACUGUGAGAGGGAUGCUAUUGUAGUAGGAGUAAUAAAUAGCGCCACAUCUAUCUACGCCUCCAUUUCCAUCUUCUCCAUUCUGGGAUUUAAAGCUAACACCGCCUUCAACUCCUGCUUAAAGGAAAACAUCUUGGCUCUGACCGACCACUUUGAGUUUUCAGACCAGAACAUAACAACAAACAACUAUGAUCACUGGGUGGAGUAUCUGAAUCGCACAUCUCCAGGUGAGCUGGCCAGUGUGGACCUGAUGCACUGUGACCUGCAAACAUUCCUUGACCAGAGCGCUUCAGGUACCGGCCUGGCGUUUAUUGUGUUCACUGAAGCAGUGGUAGAGAUGCCAGGCUCGCAGAUAUGGGCCAUACUGUUCUUCGUCAUGCUCUUUACCUUGGGUUUGUCCUCCAUGUUUGGCAACAUAGAGGGAGUCCUCAGGCCCAUCAAAGACCUCAAUAUAAUGCCCAAGUGGAUGCCGAAUGAACUCCUAACAGCGGUCAUCUGCUUGAUAGCCUUCUUAACGGCUCUCAUCUUCACCUUGGGUUCGGGGAACUACUGGGUGGAGGUCUUCAACAGCUACGUGGGCUCUGUACCACUGCUAAUUAUUGCCUUCUUUGAGAUUACCGGAAUUAUUUAUGGCCGUGGAAUGAAAACUUUCAGUGAAGACAUCUAUUUCAUGACUGGGAAGAGGCCCAACAUUUUCUGGAAGGCAUGCUGGAUGGUGAUCAGUCCUGUAAUGCUUCUGGUGGUGUUGGUUGCCUACGUGGCCAUCCAGGCACAGACACACCCCUCUUAUCCCGCAUGGAACCCGGCCUAUGAACUAUUCCCAAAAACUGAAAUUAAGCAUUAUCCCGACUGGGUGUUUGCCAUAAUCAUCCUCCUCUGUAUACUACCUGUGAUUUCCAUCCCUCUGGUGGCGCUCUACCAACUGGUCUGCCCUAGGAUCAAGAAGUCCUCUGCUCUCAUUGACCUAAAUCCCUACUGCAACGACGGCUUUGAGGUUGAACCACAGGAACAGAAGAACCAGAGAGCUUAAAAAAAUGCUGCGAGUAACAAUGUUACUGCACAGAAAAAGCAUCCUGCGAAAGUUAUUACAUGAGAUCUUAAGCUUCUAUUCCUAGAGAGACUUUUGAUUUCUGAGAACUCUUCAUCUGUGCAAAGUAAAAAACUUAGUUGUACUUAAAUUAUCUUCGAAGUGACGUCAUGUCCUCUUUGAGUAAAUCAAAGUCCAGAGAGACAAAUGAGUGUUGGACGAGGCAAGGUCUAGAAAAAGUAUUUGGAUGCGUUUUUAAUUAUCCAUCUUUAUUGACCUGGUGGUUGUUGUAUUGUUUUAAAGAGUGUUUUAUGACUGAGGUUUAUCACUUAGCGUUUUUUAUAUCAGAUGACUAAGUAUAGUUUUUUCUCUAUUAAUUAUUUCCAGACACUGUACAUUACAAUUUCUUUGGGGACAUUGAAGAUCAAAUAAAUCCAUAUCACUGAUUUUAAAACCAAAAACUAAGUUUUUAUUAUUUCUGUGUCCACAUUUUGAAACAACUCUGAAGAAAAACAGACAAAACUCACAACAUAAACAUUUCAGAGACAAUCUGGAAUAAACGUAUGUAUAUAUAUAUGUAUAUAUAUCUAUACGUUUGAGUUGCUGAGGGUUUUAUGGUUGUGUAAUUGAGGCUAGCCAGUAGACUACAUCUGGAUGGUCAAGAAGUCGGCUGGGGUUAGUGACUUGUCGGACUCUGGCCAGCCUCACAUCCCCCAGAUGCUGCUGUGCUUUCCCGUCAAGAUGACGACAGCACAGAAUGGAAAGAUUGUUUUUUCACUCUUUGAUGGCGAACUGUAAAAACUAUUUCCAGCACCUGUAAAAUUGAAUUAAAGGUAGCAAUAAACAUGUAA